GACCGCGUGGACUCGCUGCCCGACACCGCGGCGGAGGCGGCCGCUGCGCAGGCCGAGCGCACGGCGGGCCUGUGCCGCGUCUUCGGCGAGAUCGGCGGCGUUGCCGUGGUGGUGCAGUGCCUGGAGGCGGCCGUGCCCGAGCGCGGGCAGGAGGGCUCCCUCGAGGUGCUCGACGUGCUGCUGCGGAUCGCCCACGCCUGCGGCAGCGAGCCCGCGGCCAGACAGCAGCUGGUGGACCUGGGCGGCAUGCGCGCGCUGCUGGCCCACCUGCUCCGGACGAUCGACGAGAUGUGCGAGCAGAAG
Molecule: messenger RNA, 303 nt
Organism: Prorocentrum cordatum
Lineage: Eukaryota; Dinophyceae; Prorocentrales; Prorocentraceae
Source: the annotation of a GenBank genome assembly